AUGCGCUUCACAACAACAGCAUCCGUACUGGCCAUCCUCGGCACAACACUCGCCCUCCCCGUCAUCCCCGAAAAGAACGUUACGGAAACCGUCUCCCCUUCCCCGGAGGCUCCCACAUAUCACGUCUACAAAGCUGCCUGGAAACGCGAAGCCGAAGCCGAAGCGGUACCAAGGAAGAAAUACGAGCUCUGGAAGCGCAGAGAAUUCAUCGACCCAAAAUCGUUUUCUUUCGGCGACCAUGCGAAGAGAGAGGCGGAGGAGGAGAGCGAUGAGGCUGGGGACCCGAAGACGUUGAUUCUGUGGAGAGAUGCCGAGGCCGACCCGAAGAAAUACGAACUCUGGAAGAAAGACGCCGAAGCCGAAAAGGAGAAAUUCGAGCUGUGGAAGAAAGAAGCGGGCGCAGAUGCGGCGGCCGAUCCUAAAAAAUACGAGCUCUGGAGGAAAGACGCGGAGGCAGGCGUGCAAGCCUGGAAGAAGGACGCAGAGGCUGAUGCGGAAAAGUUCAAGCUCUGGAGGAAGGACGCUGAUGCCGAUGCCGACGCAAACAAGAAUAAGUUCGAACUGUGGAAGAGGGACGCCAAAGCCGACGCCGAUCCCGUCGUGACUGCCUGGAAGCGCGAGGCGGACGCCGACGCAAAAGAGAACAAAUUCGAGCUCUGGAAGAAGGAGGCUGACGCUGAUGGUAAUGCAGAGCCAACGAUUGCGGGAGCCUGGUAA
Molecule: messenger RNA, 717 nt
Organism: Zasmidium cellare ATCC 36951
Lineage: Eukaryota; Fungi; Ascomycota; Dothideomycetes; Mycosphaerellales; Mycosphaerellaceae
Exons: 1
Coding region: 1-717 (238 amino acids)
Source: RefSeq, a predicted model, not a curated record